Molecule: messenger RNA, 1004 nt
Organism: Pundamilia nyererei
Lineage: Eukaryota; Metazoa; Chordata; Actinopteri; Cichliformes; Cichlidae
Source: RefSeq, a predicted model, not a curated record
AUGAAAGUGAAAGUUAAAAAGCCAGUUAAGACUGUACAACCCAGUCCAGGCAUCACAUCUCCGGUGAAGAGGAGCGUGUAAUGUAAAGAAACAUGGCCUCCAGUGGAAUCAUUGUAUUCAUUUUCCCUGUCCUCUGCAUCUGUGCAGUUAAGAGUGGAUUUAUAAAAGUGGAAUGCAAAGCUGAAAAUGUGGGACACUAUGGCCAACAGUCACUGCUGGAGUGUGUCGUCAAAACAUCAUCAGACGUAACUGAUCCAAAUAUUCGUAUGGUUGCUUGGAAAAAACUGACCUCUCCAGAAGACGAAGGUGAUCUCGUGUUGGGUUUUAAUAGAGGGAAAUUGGACCAGCCAAAGCGAGGCUACAGGUUUGCUGAACCAUCAUGGAAAGAGAAGAACAUGAAUGUAUCUCUGCUCAUCACCAACACUACAGUGGCAGACGAAGGAGAUUACAAGUGCAUAGUGAUCACAGACAGUGGUGAUGACAGCAUGGUCACUAACCUUAAAGUCCAAGCCAAAUACAGUAUCUCGACUCUAUACUCCAUCCCCCAGAAAAUUGUCCCAAAUAAAGACAGUACCCUGGUCUGUGAGUCUCGUGGAGGCUACCCACAGGGAACAAUUCGCUGGUUUGAUGAAGAGAAACAUGAGUGGACAAAAAGCGCUAAAAUGGAGGCAAAACAGUCAGACGAUGGUUUGUUUCAACUCACAAGCAGACUGUCUUUGUUGGGAGGAUCCACUUUCUCAAAGUACAUCUGCGCUGUGUUCAAUGCCAGUGGAGGCAAAGAGGAUGAGAAAACAUUUGAUACCAACAUACCACCAUCAGCCAGAGAAUCUCCAGGUAUAGUUUAUGACACACCACACAUGAUAGUUGUUAUGCCUGCUGGCACCAUCUUACUGCUCACAAUACUGUUUAGUAAUUUCAGCCAAAGUGGAAUCAGAGAGAAUUUAAAUCUGAACCAGCCCGACCCCCCCACCCCACCCCCAAAAGUGUAUAUGCAAUUUAUGUAA